Molecule: messenger RNA, 1763 nt
Organism: Hylaeus volcanicus
Lineage: Eukaryota; Metazoa; Arthropoda; Insecta; Hymenoptera; Colletidae
Product: E3 ubiquitin-protein ligase MIB2-like
Exons: 4
Coding region: 175-1146 (323 amino acids)
Biological process (GO): protein ubiquitination
Cellular component (GO): cytoplasm
Molecular function (GO): zinc ion binding; ubiquitin-protein transferase activity
Source: RefSeq, a predicted model, not a curated record
UGUUGUCCAACUGUCGGAGAUAUUCCCCGCGAGUAUUUUCGUUCGUAUCUAUCCGAGCUGUUCCGUGAUCGAUUCGAGGAUAUUCCCCAGCGAAGGAACGCAUAUGAUUCGCGAGAUACGUCGCACUGGCCACGACCGUUUCAGGGUCACUACCAGAACGCUGUCAACUCUGAGAUGUUAGAGGUCGGUCUAAGAGUGGUUCGAGGGCCAGACUGGAAGUGGGAUAACCAGGAUGGUGGAGAAGGACACGCAGGGACUGUUGUCGAGAUUGGCAAGCCUCCAGCCUUUGGGAGUUCUGCUUCCACUCCGAACCCUUCCGACAGGACGCCGAACAAGACUGUUAUCGUUCAAUGGGAUCAUGGAUCUAGGAGCAACUACAGAAUAGGGUACCAAGGAGCGUACGAUUUGCUUGUGUUCGACAAUGCAGCCACUGGAGUUAAACACGCGAACAUUAUCUGUGAUGGAUGCAAACGACACGGGAUAAUUGGUAUCAGAUGGAAGUGUGCGCAGUGUCCUGACUACGACCUGUGCACUCAGUGCUACAUGGCUGACGUGCACGAAUUGAGUCAUACUUUCCAAAGAUUUCAGACGGCCAAUUCUGUAGGGAUUCAGAUGUCUCCGAGAGAAGGCUGCACUAAGAUACCAUUAAAAGGAAUAUUUAUAGGAGCAAAGGUUGUACGUGGUCCAGAUUGGGAAUGGGGAAACCAAGACGGAGGACGAGGAAAAACUGGUAGAGUGAUGGACAUACGCGGUUGGGAUAACGGAAGCAGUCGUUCGGUGGCAACAGUAACGUGGUCCAAGGGCAGCUCGAACGUCUAUCGUCUCGGGUACAAGGGCUGCGUAGAUUUGUGUUACGUAGAAGAAGCAACAACCGGCUCGUACUACAAAGAGCAUCUUCCACUCGUUGGCCAACCGAUCAUCACCGUGUCUAACAACGGGAAUAACUCGACGCCAAGUUGGAGUGGUAUUUCUUCCAGUGGGUCUAGUCCGCGCCAAUCGACGUUCGUCGUCGGGCAUAAAAUAAAAGUAGCGGUUGACGUGGAAACGUUAAAGGAAAUGCAGGAGAGCCACGGCGGUUGGAACCCGCGAAUGGCCGACUAUAUAGGAAAAGUACGAUAUAAGAAAAAUCGCUGCCAUUUCGUUUAACACUUUCGCUGCGGACGAAAAUAAGUAGCCGUACGCUGAGAGCUGCAAUUAUGAUAUUUUUUUUUAACGAAAAAUUUCUUACAAAUGUUCUAAUAUGAUUAUUUUGAAAAACGUAUAUUUGUGGUAACAUAUUUUAUAUAUGAUACGAUUGCCGAACAAAAUAAAUGAAAACUGAAAAAUAAUAAAAACAACCAUAUAUUUUCAGUUGGACGCACAUGUGCGCCAUCCGCAGCGAAAGUGUUCACCUUCUGCGAUCCUAUGUCGAGGCAGGCUCGACGAUAACUGACUGAAAUCAGAAAAAUUGGGCUGCAAAGGGUUAAUAUACAGGGUGGAACGUUCGAGUGGGAAUAUCUUUGUUAUUUUUGGUUCUAUUGAAAAAAUCUAUGGGACAAAGUUACAGUGUUUCAAGGGCCGUGUGUAAUGGCGGGACCAUUCUUAAUCUCAAGGUCAUUUUGUGAAAAGAUUUCAAGGUCAUUGACGUUUUUUUCAUAAGGAUGGGAUAUUUUUAUUGUUGUAGUUUUGUAGCUGACGAAAAGACAAAUUCAAAGAUGUAUAAUACGUUGACCUUCGAAUGACCUUGAGAUGAGUUAUCCUUACGCGAUCAAUAAAAUUUGUAA